AUGUCUGCUUCAGCGCCAGAGCAGACUCCUGCAGUGCCUGCACCUGUCUCUGACGGCGGUGUGGUUGCUACUCCAGCCUCUGCAAAUGCUGCGCCUGCGACAGCUCAAGCAAAUGUCGCCAGCGAUUCUCUCACCUGUCAAUGGGCCAACUGCGGCGAGCGCUGCAACUCACCCGAACAGCUUUACGACCACGUCUGCGAACGUCAUGUCGGCCGCAAGAGCACCAAUAACUUGAAUCUGACUUGCCAGUGGGGCAACUGUCGUACCACCACGGUGAAGCGUGAUCACAUCACCUCGCACAUCCGUGUGCAUGUACCACUGAAGCCUCACAAGUGUGAAUUCUGUGGCAAGGCCUUCAAGCGUCCUCAGGAUCUGAAGAAGCACGUCAAGACCCACGCUGACGACUCAGUCUUGCUCCGGUCUCCUGAGCCAAACCGCGCCCAGCACGGCCCUGGCUAUGCUUCCGGUCCUGGUAAGGUCGGCGCUGACUUGCGGGCUCUUGCCGCCACAGCGAGCGGAUACUAUCCCGAUGGCGCUCUAGGUCAGACUGGUUAUUCCCACCACUCCCAACCCAAUGCCGCUGCUUUCUACGGCAGCGCUCCACCAAAUUCCGCGUAUGGUCCAGUGUACUACGCCGUCAAUCCUGCUGCAAACAGCAUGACAAACGAUUACGAGGUUCGAAAGCGUGCCGCAUACGAUGCUCUCAACGAAUUUUUUGGCGACGUAAAGCGUCGUCAGAUCGACCCAUCCACCUACUAUGACGUCGGCCAAAGACUGGCUGGUCUGUCUAGUGCUCCUCUCCCUGUCCAUGGCAACUAUAACGAGUACCAGGGCGCCGGUACUAUGGUGGCUUCAGCUGGUCACCAUCAAUCUGGCCACCACUACUCUUUGCCACUCCCAGCUCUUCGCACCAAAUCUGAUCUGCUUGGCGUCGAUUCAUUCCUUGACCAACUUCAAUCCACUGUUUACGAAAAUCCUAACCAUUUGGCAGCCGCUGGUGUCGCUCAACCCGGUAUUCACCAGUAUCACUCUGGUCUCAACUACCGCUCGAGCAACUCCCCACCAACGCAAGUACAUGUCUCUCAACCUGCUUCAUCGCACCAGCACUCGAGCGCGCCUGCUACGGAGACUCCAGCUCUAACUCCAGCCUCGAGUGUACUUUCAUACAACUCCCACUCGCCCAGCUCCGUCCACUCUUCCCACACCAUUUCCCCAACUACUCGUCAAAACAUGGGAAGCAUGUACCCAACUCUCCCAUCCGUUAGUGCCAUGUCAGACAUGUCAAACGCGUAUCCUGCCACCAGCAGCGCGCCACCAAGUGGCCUUGGCGGUGCCUUCAGAGCAGACGGCGCACGUCGCUACUCUGGUGGUCUCCUGCAAAAAGCUGCUCCAGCUCACGAUAGUCAACCUAGUGACGCAAUGGACACGUCUUCCGAUUCGGGCUCGACGAAGACUUCUCGUCGUAGCUCAAUUACUGGCGACCGUGAUGGCUUGCGACACGAAGUCAACAAGCUCAACAUCUCGUCUUCUUCAGUCCCUCUCGAUCCUAGCCUGCGUAGUCCAAGCGCUCAAAGCGCUGGCUCGAAUGACAACAUGUCUGACCAACAACAAGAGUUGUGGGUCGAGAACAUUCGCACCAUCGAGAAGAUACGCAGCUAUAUCAAGCAACGUCUUGAGGCUGGCGAGUUCGACGACAGCGAGGACGAUGGGUCGAGAACUCCUACUGGUUCGAAGCCUGAGCCCAGUGAUGAGCAAAGCCUGUAUCCAGUACUCAAGGCCGUCCAAGAAGGCCGCGAAUAA
Molecule: messenger RNA, 1800 nt
Organism: Pseudovirgaria hyperparasitica
Lineage: Eukaryota; Fungi; Ascomycota; Dothideomycetes; Acrospermales; Acrospermaceae
Exons: 3
Coding region: 1-1800 (599 amino acids)
Biological process (GO): positive regulation of transcription by RNA polymerase II
Cellular component (GO): nucleus
Source: RefSeq, a predicted model, not a curated record